Molecule: messenger RNA, 1086 nt
Organism: Colletotrichum fioriniae
Lineage: Eukaryota; Fungi; Ascomycota; Sordariomycetes; Glomerellales; Glomerellaceae
Source: RefSeq, a predicted model, not a curated record
AUGGCUUCACUUACACCAAACAACCACGACUACGAUCACGAGAACCUCCCAUCAGAACCAGCAACAAUACACCCCUCACGAUCCGAACUUCUCAACGCUCGCCUCUCCCCGCGAAACCUCGAACUCGCCGUCCGCCACCUCCACAGAGACGGUCUCGUCAUCGUCGCCGACGUUGUCCCGCACGCAGACCUCGACGCCCUCAACGCCAAAAUGGUCCAGGACGCGCUCUACCUCCGGUCUCUGGGAGACAAAGGGCCCUUCAACUAUAACCUGGGUAAUCUACAACAAGAUCCGCCUCCAGUGGCCGAGUACUUUUACAAGUCCAUCUUUACAACAACGCAAAUCACCUCCUCCCUCCUAGGCCCACGCCCGAAAUGGACCUUUUGCUCCGCAAACUCCGCCAUGCCGCCAUCACCAGACGCAGAGCCACAACGCCAACCAGUCCACUCGGACGCAGACUUUGCCCACCCAUCCCACCCCUUCGCCCUCGUAAUCAAUAUCCCCCUUGUGAAAAUGACGCUCUCAAACGGCUCAACGGAGCUCUGGCUCGGCACCCACGCCCCGUACCUCCUCCCUGCCUCUCCAUCCUCAUCAUUAUCCUCAUCCGCCACCACUACCACCACCACCACCGCAACUACAACGUCCUCCCCAGGCUACACCGGCACAAUCAUCCCCUCCGGCAUAGCAGCCCAACAAGGCACCCACGGCACCCGCGCAAGCGGCCGCAUCAACCCCGCACUCCUCGACCUCCGCCGCGCCGUCCGCCCACCCUCGCAGCCGACGGUGGAAAAGGGGAGCAUCGUCAUCCGCGACCUGCGGCUGUGGCACGCGGGGAUGCCCAACACGGCGCCCGACGUGCGCGUCAUGCUGGCCAUGAUUCACUUUGCGGCAUGGUACCGGAACCCGAUGCGGUUGCAGUUCGCCGAGGACGUGAGGCCUUUGCUGGAGGAGGAGGUGGGGGAGGUGAAGGAGGCGGGGAAGAGUGACCUGGAGAUACCUGUGGAUUGGACGACGAGGGAGGAAGCCCUAAAGACGUAUCUGGGGAGGGGGUUUGGGAAUAGCUAUGACUUUGAUCAAGAGAAGUGA